Messenger RNA from Mycotypha africana, 1375 nucleotides. Its product is annotated as G-patch domain-containing protein. The record is from RefSeq and is a predicted model, not a curated record. Bases 251 to 1327 code for a protein of 358 amino acids. Gene Ontology annotation, molecular function: nucleic acid binding. The transcript is spliced from 3 exons. Lineage: Eukaryota; Fungi; Mucoromycota; Mucoromycetes; Mucorales; Mycotyphaceae.
UUUAGGUACACAACAGAAGUCCCCAGCGCAAAGUGUUACUUUCAUAGCAAACCACAGAAAGAUGAGCAUAACAACGAACAACUAUAAGGUAACAUGAUCGUUGCUCAACUCUACUAUUGCUUUUCUAUUCUUCGUGUUGUCAGAAACCAUUUUACCAUUCGCUUCCCAUUUCUCUCUACGUCCUUUUUCGUCACUGUUUUCAAUUUUUUUCCGGGUUUGCGAAAAGAAGAACGAGCAAGAUCAAGAUUAUAUGUUAGAUGAUGAGUUCGACUCUACGUCAUCUCAGUUUGAACAAAAUGAUCAUGUCAUUUCAAUGGACAACCCUAUAUCAGAAGACAAUAUAGGUUACAAAAUGUUGCAGAAAAUGGGAUGGAAAGCAGGGAAAGGGCUUGGUUGCCAAGAGCAAGGCAGAAUUGAUCCUAUUCGAAUCAACUUUAAGGAUAAUUCACUAGGUAUCGGUAAAGAAGAAGAAUAUGUUGCUACUCUUGAAACCACCGCAUCCAAAAGAAAAGCAUUGGACAGUGAGAAGCAAAUGGAAGAAACAGAAAUUCAGCGUAUUGAGCGGGAACGUAAAGCUGAAAAGAUACAGGCUAUUGCAGAAGAACUAAAACAAGUCAAAAGAGCUUUUUAUUGUGAAUUAUGUGAUAAGCAAUACAAGAAAAUCAGUGAGUUUGAGCAGCAUCUUCAAAGCUACGAUCAUCAUCAUAAAAAGAGAUUUAAAGAGAUGAAGGAAAGCUCAAGGAAUUCGAGUCUAGCACAGUCUGAGCGAGAGAAACGACAAGCAAGGGAAAAGAAGCGCGAAGAAAAAGAGUUAAAGCGGCUACAAGCUGCUAUACAGUCAAGGAUGGGCAAACAGACUCAUGUUACUGAAAACAGUGAGAAAACACCUUCAACAUCAAUACCAAGUACUUUAGGAAGUACGAAUAUUAAUAAUAGUGGAGGAGGAGGAGGAGGAGGCUGGUCUCCAGUGCCAACAACGUCGAAUACAGACAGCGGUACGAGCGUCGGUACUGGUGGUGAUGCUAGUGUAAGGGUUAAUCAACAACCUUUAUCAAGUGGGUCAAAUGUUUCCAACUUAUCGAGCAGUACAACUGUUAAUAAAGGAGGGUGGUCCACAGUAUCCAACAUAUCUGGAAAUAGCAGUUCAACGAGCAAUGAACCAAUACCAUCUUCAUCCGCCGCAGGUACUCCUAAUGUUACUGUGAAGGAUACUUCUAAUGCUCCCUCCUCGUCCAGUAAAAGCACAAAUACAACUUUGAAGCCGAACAAGUUAUCUUUUGGAUUGAAAAAGAAUACUAGUUUCCAGUUCGGUUUAAAAAAGAAAUAAAUAAAAGUUAGAAAGCAUGUCCAAUAUGUGUGCGUGUGUAUAGUGAAG